Schizosaccharomyces japonicus yFS275 is the source of this 2245-nucleotide messenger RNA. RefSeq names its product NST UDP-N-acetylglucosamine transporter. Lineage: Eukaryota; Fungi; Ascomycota; Schizosaccharomycetes; Schizosaccharomycetales; Schizosaccharomycetaceae. The transcript has a single exon. The coding region runs from base 205 to 1155 and encodes 316 amino acids. The record is from RefSeq and is a predicted model, not a curated record. Gene Ontology annotation, biological process: UDP-xylose transmembrane transport; transmembrane transport. Gene Ontology annotation, cellular component: endomembrane system.
GUAAAGCAUUAUACAUGCCCAUUGUUGGACGCUGCAAAGACCUUUUCACAUAAAAAAUAAACGAGAUUUUCGCCUGGUGGUGUAAAAUUGCAAUCCACCGUGCUCUCCUUGUUCCAGUUGGAAUUUGCCCCGUAACCAAACAACGUCUAUUUUUAACACGUAUUCAUAUAUUGAAUAGCGUCUUUCUCUAUUCACGACAACCCCAUGAUAUCUGCGUUAUCGUAUAUUUUUGGAGGUUGCUGCUCGACAGCAUACACACUUGAAGCAAUCGUUCGGGAAGCGCCCAAUAGUGGAGUGUUACUGACCUUUGCCCAAUUCUUGUUCAUUGGUGUAGAAGGCUUCCUAUACCAUUGCAUUGUCAAUCCAAAAGCAUUGGUGCGCCCAAAGGUCCCUGUAACCCGCUGGUUGAUUAUUGUCUUCUUUUUCUUCCUCAUUAAUGUUCUGAACAAUGUCGCUCUUGCAUACGAUAUUUCGGUUCCCGUACACAUCAUUUUGAGAAGUAGCGGUCCUAUUACAACAAUGGCGUUUGGAGCAGCACUUUUGCACAAACGCUACAACGUGAAGCAAGUGGUUAGCGUUUGUACACUCACGCUCGGCAUAAUUAUAGCGACGCUGGGAAACGCUCAGAAUGUUCGACUUCAAGUAUCGUCUGUGACACAUUUUGCCAUUGGAGUUGGCUUGCUUGUUGUAACACAGUUCAUGGGUGCUUUCAUGGGACUUUUGCUGGAGAAAACAUAUGCACGUUACAAGUCUGAUUGGCGGGAAAGUUUGUAUUAUACCCACGCAUUCGGAAUACCUUUCUUUUUUCCAUUAUGGGGAAAGAUCAAGGAACAAUGGGUCGGAUUGCUUACUGUCUCCCAAACGCAAGAACCGAUCAUUGGACUUCCAAGAGGUGUUUUCUUCCUGCUCCUCAACACCCUUGCUCAGUAUGUUUGUGUACGCGGGGUAAAUGGUUUGGGCGCUAAACAGUCUGCGCUCGCUGUAUCGAUCGUACUCAACAUCCGUAAAUUCGCAAGCCUAAUUCUAAGCAUCCUUAUUUUCAAGAACGAGCUUGGACCGGCAGUUCUGUUCGGUGCCUUUUUGGUCUUUGGAUCGAGCGCCGUUUAUGCUACCGCUUCAACGAAGAAACAGAAACUAGAAUCGAAAAAAGAAUAGUCAUGUCCUUGAUACUGACUGUUAUAGUCUCCCUAUUCCUUAUGCAGAGGAACUAAACCCACACGCCAUGGUCCUAUCUUUCUUGCAGAAGCAGGAUAAAGUUUAUUUGUUACCUUCAGUGUUUCUUGCAAUAAGCAAAAUAAUGGUUUAGGCAGCACGAUAUCCAUCCAAUCAUCUCCCUCAAAGUGAAGAUCUUUCGCCUCUCUGCGGAACAUAAGUUUCAUCACGGGUAGUUUGGUCGAAGAAGAUAGAGCAGAACACGGUUUAAAUAAUGAAAUGUUGAGGUACGGUGUCAUACACCAUACCCAAAGCUUUUUAUCUCCGGAUAAAAUAACAAAUUUAUGCACGGAGUAUUGUUUCCGUAAGGAUAAUAACGUUGACGAAAAUAUAACAAGGGGAGGAUAGUUCAGGUUAAGCAGUUUAAUAGCAAACUUAUGGACACGAAUACUUGCCGGCGGAUCAUUUUCUUCAAUACCACCAACUUCUUCACCGCAAUUAUAACAAAGAGCAAUUUUGUUCUUCACAAUUCCAUUAGCAAACGGCAUUUCAUCUUCGAGUUUAAGAGGAUUCACCUUUUUAAUAUUAGCAUAUGUAGACCACAAAAGUGCGAAGCAAACUUCAGUAAGAAAAAAGAAACAUGUUAUCUCUCCAUAACCGGGCACGGCUUUAGCUUUAGACGACUCGACCUUUGUGGAGGAAGCGAGCAUGCACAGUCUUAACCCAUUGCUGCCUCAGCAUCAAGGGUACGAUGUCGUGAAACACUCGUUCGCUUUUGGGUUUAUGUAUCCCAUGAUGCAGUGGGGAAAGUGCACCAUGAUUUCUUUUAAACCCAGUUUGUAAAACAGACUUCUUACCAAAACAUCCUUUGCACACCAAAAUAACUUACCAAGCAAUCUGAGUGAAUUGAUAAAUAAGAAACAGAACAGAAUCCCUGACCACUAGCAGGAGCAAAUGUAGGAAGAAAAGGAUUUGCCGAAACAACAGCUGGCGUCUCCGUAUGACACGCCCAGCAAUCAAUAAAUUCUUGCCAAUUUGAAGCAGGUAAGUUUUUCCAAGAAGACACUGUAGCCAAUUUAGAAUUGCAUUUCCU